This is a messenger RNA of Oncorhynchus keta (chum salmon), 1872 nucleotides long. RefSeq lists its product as uncharacterized. NCBI's taxonomy places the organism in Eukaryota, Metazoa, Chordata, Actinopteri, Salmoniformes, Salmonidae. Bases 1 to 1872 code for a protein of 623 amino acids. The transcript is spliced from 2 exons. The record is from RefSeq and is a predicted model, not a curated record.
AUGGAGAUCAUCCAACACCGCCACCCCCUACCCACCCCACCCUGCAGCACCGCCACCCCUACCCACCCCACCCUGCAGCACCGCCACCCCUACCCACCCCACCCUGCAGCACCGCCACCCCUACCCACCCCACCCUGCAGCACCGCCACCCCUACCCACCCCACCCUGCAGCACCGCCACCCCUACCCACCCCACCCUGCAGCACCGCCACCCCUACCCACCCCACCCUGCAGCACCGCCACCCCUACCCACCCCACCCUGCAGCACCGCCACCCCUACCCACCCCACCCUGCAGCACCGCCACCCCUACCCACCCCACCCUGCAGCACCGCCACCCCUACCCACCCCACCCUGCAGCACCGCCACCCCUACCCACCCCACCCUGCAGCACCCCCACCCCUACCCACCCCACCCUGCAGCACCGCCACCCCUACCCACCCCACCCUGCAGCACCGCCACCCCUACCCACCCCACCCAGCAGCACCGCCACCCCUACCCACCCCACCCUGCAGCACCGCCACCCCUACCCACCCCACCCUGCAGCACCGCCACCCCUACCCACCCCACCCUGCAGCACCCCCACCCCUACCCACCCCACCCUGCAGCACCGCCACCCCUACCCACCCCACCCUGCAGCACCGCCACCCCUACCCACCCCACCCUGCAGCACCCCCACCCCUACUCUCCCCACCCUGCAGCACCGCCACCCCUACCCACCCCACCCUGCAGCACCGCCACCCCUACCCACCCCACCCUGCAGCACCGCCACCCCUACCCACCCCACCCUGCAGCACCGCCACCCCUACCCACCCCACCCUGCAGCACCGCCACCCCUACCCACCCCACCCUGCAGCACCCCCACCCCUACCCACCCCACCCUGCAGCACCCCACCCCUACCCACCCCACCCUGCAGCACCGCCACCCCUACCCACCCCACCCUGCAGCACCGCCACCCCUACCCACCCCACCCUGCAGCACCGCCACCCCACCCCACCCUGCAGCACCGCCACCCCACCCCACCCUGCAGCACCGCCACCCCUACCCACCCCACCCUGCAGCACCGCCACCCCCUACCCACCCCACCCUGCAGCACCGCCACCCCCUACCCACCCCACCCUGCAGCACCGCCACCCCUACCCACCCCACCCUGCAGCACCGCCACCCCUACUCACCCCACCCUGCAGCACCGCCACCCCUACUCACCCCACCCUGCAGCACCGCCACCCCUACCCACCCCACCCUGCAGCACCGCCACCCCUACCCACCCCACCCUGCAGCACCGCCACCCCUACCCACCCCACCCUGCAGCACCGCCACCCCUACCCACCCCACCCUGCAGCACCGCCACCCCUACCCACCCCACCCUGCAGCACCGCCACCCCUACCCACCCCACCCUGCAGCACCGCCACCCCUACCCACCCCACCCUGCAGCACCGCCACCCCUACCCACCCCACCCUACAGCACCGCCACCCCUACUCACCCCACCCUGCAGCACCGCCACCCUCUACCCACCCCACCCUGCAGCACCGCCACCCCUACCCACCCCACCCUGCAGCACCGCCACCCCUACCCACCCCACCCUGCAGCACCGCCACCCCUACCCACUCCACCCUGCAGCACCGCCACCCCUACCCACCCCACCCUGCAGCACCGCCACCCUACCCACCCCACCCUGCAGCACCGCCAACCUCUACCCACCCCACCCUGCAGCACCGCCACCCCUACCCACCCCACCCUGCAGCACCCCCACCCCCUACCGACCCCACCCUGCAGCACCGCCACCCUCUACCCACCCCACCCUGCAGCACCCCCACCCCCUACCGACCCCACCCUGCAGCACCGCCACCCUCUACCCACCCCACCCUGUAG